Myxozyma melibiosi is the source of this 1245-nucleotide messenger RNA. RefSeq lists its product as uncharacterized. The record is from RefSeq and is a predicted model, not a curated record. Lineage: Eukaryota; Fungi; Ascomycota; Lipomycetes; Lipomycetales; Lipomycetaceae. The transcript has 2 exons. Gene Ontology annotation, molecular function: arylformamidase activity. The coding region runs from base 85 to 1107 and encodes 340 amino acids.
CAUUCCCUUUAUGAUACCAGAAUUCUCCGCCAAUUACUUUACUUUUUUGCUUCAUAAUACAUUUCGUUUAAUAUCCAGGAAAAAAUGUCAUUGCCAUACAAAUCGUUCUCCGACCUGCCCGACUACGACUCGCUAGCCAACAAAGAGCGGUUUUGGGUGUGGGGUCCGCCCGGGUCUCAUGAGGAAGGCAUGGGAAUGAUGAACUUGCUGACGCCCAAACACGUUGCAACAGUGGUCGCGCCUGAGAUCCGUACCGGCGAGAGAUGUGGAUUAGGAUGGGAGUUUCACAAGUUGGAGAAUCCGCCGUUUGGUCGGGUGAAUUAUCAGAUGACGGUUCUUCCAAUUGCGCACGGGGCAUUUGAUGAUCAGUAUACGUUUAACCCCCAGCAGUCUUCUCAAUGGGACGGAUUCAGACACCAUUCGCAACCCACGACGCAUUCCCACGACCCAGCUGAUGCAGCCAAGGUGGCAGCCGGUGCCGACGACUGUCUAUGGUAUGGCGGCACUACGCGCGAGGAGAUUAGUACUCCGAUGAAUAGAAGGAUCGGGAUGCAGCAUUGGGCGCAAGAUGGGAUUGUAGCCCGUGGAAUAUUGCUCGAUUAUGCUUCUUGGGCUAAGGAGGUCAAGGGGAUCUCGUACUCGUCUUUUUCGAUGCACGAGAUCAAGCUUAGUGAGCUCAAAGAGGUGAUGGAGUACUACAAGGUCGAGAGUAAGCCUGGGGAUAUGCUGUUUGUACGGAUUGGCCUGAUUGAGGAGUGGAAUGGCUAUACCCAGGAGCAGAGAGAGGCAUAUCAAGCAGCCGAUGUGCCGCAGCAUGCAGGUUUAGAGGAGACCGAGGAGGUGCUGCGUUGGCUCUGGAACUCACACUUUGUAGCCGUUGCGUCGGACGCGGUCAGCUGGGAGGUGUUUCCACCGCAGUCUGAGGAGUUCAACCAGCAUCAUCAUUUGCUGGCGGGAUGGGGAGUCCCGAUUGGGGAAAUGUUUGAUCUCGAGGCACUAUCGGCUCUGUGCAAGAAGCUGGGCCGGUACUCGUUUUUUGUGAGCAGCGUGCCGUCCAAUGCGGUCGGAGGGGUCUCGUCUCCGCCCAACGCUGUGGCUAUAUUCUAGAUAUCUGAAUAAGAGAAAUACAGACGAUUGUCAGCUGUCGAUAAGUCACCGGUAAAAGCAACGACGAGGCGGCUACUUGUGGGGAAGACUCGGAUAAGGUUUCAGGGGGCGAUGGGGUUGUAUGAAGAGGGGUCCUCG